Messenger RNA from Rhododendron vialii, 1115 nucleotides. RefSeq names its product small heat shock protein, chloroplastic-like. The record is from RefSeq and is a predicted model, not a curated record. The transcript has 2 exons. Bases 98 to 802 code for a protein of 234 amino acids. NCBI's taxonomy places the organism in Eukaryota, Viridiplantae, Streptophyta, Magnoliopsida, Ericales, Ericaceae.
AACUUCACUCUCUUCGCCGGUCAACACGUACACAUCCACAACAAAUCAAUCCAACACCGCUCACCAAUAACAAUCAAUCUGCAAAUCCCACAGAAUCAUGGCGUCGUCGCUAGCUCUCAGGAGAGGAGCCACCACCGCCAUCUUCAACAGGCUCGUCAACCCUAUCCGCUCUGUUUCCGCCGCUGCUCGAUCCUUCACCGCCGAUGCCGAGGGGACCCGCUGCGGCGGCGACGGGAGCGUCGACGUCCAACACCGUCCCGGCAGCUCCUCCAUCGCCCGCCGCGCUGAUGACGACGAGCGGAGCCUCGACGUCGACCACCGCGGCGGCGGGACUGGGCGCGCUGUGUCUCGCCGCCGUGAUCCUUUUACGAGCUUAUUCUCAGGUAAUGUGUUGGAUCCUUUCUCUCCAACAAGGAGCUUGAGCCAAAUCCUGAACCUAAUGGACCAAUUCCUGGACGAUCCAUUCGUAGCAGCAUCACGAGGAAUGGGAGCGGGAUCGAGGAGAGGAUUCAACGUGAAGGAAGACGACAACGCUCUAUACAUGAGAAUCGAGAUGCCAGGACUUGACAAGGAAGAUGUGAAGGUGGUUGUGGAGGGGAACACUCUGGUCAUUAUAGGAGAAGGUAAGAAAGAAUCAGAGGAUGAUGAUGUCGCACCAAGGUAUUCGAGCAGGAUUGAUUUGCCUCCCAACUUGUACAAGAUAGAUCAGAUCAAGGCCGAGAUGAGGAAUGGUGUGCUGAAGAUUGUGGUGCCGAAAGUGAAGGAAGAAGAGAGGAAGAAGUUUGAGGUUAAUGUGGAGUGAGUACUAAGGGAUGGUUGAGAUGGUUGGACGAUACCGGCUCUGUUCUGUAGUUGUAGUAAGAGUUGGUUUCUAGGUUUAUGGUUGCGCAAGUUUUUGUGUUUUCAGGGUGUGUAGUACAAAGAGUUAUGAAUAAAACGAAGUUUGCAAAGAGUUAUGAAUAAAAUGCAACUAGCGCGGGAGGACUCAAAUAACUCUCCUCUCAUAGGCCUCUCUUUUUGUGACAAAGAGGCAUUUCAAGAAGUAACUUCCCGUGGUAUAGUUGAAGGUUUCUCUUUAUAUAUAAGGUGUUACAAAAAAUUUAACACAUUUUUUU